ACGUGACGCCACCGGAUGCAAACCUAUUUAUAUUCUCUCCUUAAUUCCCCUUCCGUCUCGUCCGCCUCCUCCUCCCCGUCCCCUCUCUCCGAGCUGCAGCCCGCCUCGCCAUCGUUACCUCCCACGCAAACCCUAAGCCUAGGCACCGCCGCCGCCAUGGCCAGCGGCAACGUGUCCACCGUCUACAUCUCCGUCAUCGACGACGUGGUCGCCAAGGUUCGUGAGGACUUCAUUACCUACGGCGUUGGUGAUGCCGUCCUCAACGAGCUCCAGGCUCUCUGGGAAAUGAAGAUGCUGCACUGUGGCGCAAUCUCAGGGAACAUCGACCGCAACAGGGCUCCCCCCGCUUCCGCUGGAGGCGCUCCUGGUGCCGGCGCGACCCCACCCGUGCACGACCUCAACGUGCCCUACGAGGCCACGUCCGAGGAGUACGCCACCCCAACCGCCGACAUGCUGUUCCCACCGACGCCGCUGCAGACCCCGAUCCAGACACCACUUCCAGGGAUUGAUACAGGGAUGUAUAACAUACCCACGGGUCCGUCGGACUAUGCCCCAUCGCCGAUCAGUGACAUGAGAAACGGGAUGGGGAUGAAUGGGUCUGAUCCAAAAACUGGCCGUCCAAGCCCUUACAUGCAACCUCCAUCGCCCUGGAUGAAUCAGAGACCACUGGGGGUUGAUGUGAACGUUGCUUACGAGGAGAGCCGUGAGGACCCAGACCGGAUGAUGCAACCUCAGCCACUGACUAAGGAUUUUCUGAUGAUGUCUUCUGGAAAACGGAAGAGGGAUGAAUAUCCUGGUCAGCUUCCUUCUGGUUCAUUUGUGCCACAACAGGAUGGAUGUGCAGACCAGGUUGCCGAAUUUGUGGGGUCAAAGGAUAACGCACAACAGGUGUGGAAUUCCAUCAUGAACAAGCAAGAAUCAGUAACAAAGACACUUUCCAUCGAAGAAAGCACAAUACCACCAGUUCUUCCUCAACGGGACGGGAUACAAGAUGAUUAUAACGAUCAGUUUUUCUUCCCAGGAGUUCCAACCGAAGACUACAAUACCCCUGGGGAGUCUUCGGAAUAUCGAACUCCCACACCUGCUGUUGCAACACCAAAGCCAAGAAACGAUACGGCGGGUGGUGAUGAUGAUGAUGAUGAUGAACCUCCUCUUAAUGAAGAUGAUGAUGACGAUGACGAGAUAGAUGACUUACAGGAUGGCGAUGAGGAACCUAACACGCAGCACCUUGUCCUGGCACAAUUCGACAAAGUAACAAGGACAAAGAAUCGCUGGAAGUGCACUUUGAAGGAUGGAAUCAUGCAUUUGAAUGGCAGAGAUGUUCUAUUCAACAAGGCUUCAGGAGAGUUUGAUUUUUGAAUUUCAUGGUAAAGAUGAUAUUUUAGGUGCCUGCUGUAUCUACUUGUCUUAACAUAAGGAAGGGAAGGUGACAAAAGGCUGGUGCUGUGGCGAGUUUGGCACUAUGAUCAUGUGUCGUGUUUUCCUGUUGAGGCUUGCUUCACCCAGUUGGUUUGUUUACCAUAACUCAUGUCACUGUAAAAAUGGUACAGUUGGGACGGUUGUGGAUAUUUUCUUGAGAUGCUCACUUAAAGCUGGUGGAACGAUCAUAUCUCAUAUAAA
Messenger RNA from Aegilops tauschii subsp. strangulata, 1620 nucleotides. Lineage: Eukaryota; Viridiplantae; Streptophyta; Magnoliopsida; Poales; Poaceae. The record is from RefSeq and is a predicted model, not a curated record.